UUUCCAGAAAGCUAUUAGUAUAAAAUUUGAAGCAUAAUGUUUAUAACAUAGAAGUGCUGGUGUUUGAAUUCGGUGUUUCGUUAUAACGCGGCAGCUAGUCAUUUUCCACCGGAAAAAGUGAAAUAUAUAUAUAUAAAAAUGAAAACAGAAUUAAUUUUAUUUAUCAAAGUGGACGUCCACAUGAAUUUAAAGUGUUCGCGAUAGGCGUGACGUUAUUAGAAACAUUAAAAAAGAACAACAGACAAAAAAAUGUUCCAAAAAUAGCCACAAUGUUACAAGUAAAACGUGGUAUCACUGUACAUCCGGAAAACGUGCGAGGAGUAUUACGUAUGCAACGAGCAGAUAAUCAGAUAGCAUUUAUGAUAAAAUUGAUACAUAUGUGAGAAAUCAGUAUAAAUAUUAUCGUUUAUUGUGAAAAUAUAUACAUCAUGCAAGUUCUAAUAUUUUUUUGUUAUAUUACAUUUUUGUGGAAUAUUGUUGUACAAUGUGGAUCUUUAAGAGAUCAUUAUUUUGUAAUAGAAAAAAGUAAUACAGAAGAAUAUGAAUUAUCAUCUCGCAAUAUAGGCCAACUUAAAUAUGAUCCUACUUGGAAUAGUUUAGAUGCUCGACCUCUUCCUGAUUGGUACGAUAAUGCCAAAUUUGGAAUAUUUAUUCAUUGGGGAGUGUUUAGUGUCCCUAGCUUCGGUUCAGAAUGGUUUUGGAAUAAUUGGAAAGAAGAAACUGGUACUAAAUAUCAUGAUUUCAUGAAGCAACGAUAUCCACCUAAUUACACUUAUCAAGACUUUGCGCAUGAUUUUACUGCAGAAUUUUUUAAUGCAUCUCAAUGGAGCGAAAUGUUUGAAGCUUCAGGUGCAAAAUAUGUGGUAUUGACUAGUAAACAUCAUGAAGGAUAUACGCUGUGGCCAUCAAAAUAUUCCUUCAGUUGGAAUUCCAUAGAUAUUGGACCACAGAAAAAUCUCAUAGGUGAAUUGGCAGCAGCGUUAAGAUCAUCCACCGAUAUCAAAUUUGGAUUAUAUCAUUCUUUAUACGAGUGGUAUAAUCCUAUGUAUCUUGCUGACAAACAAAAUAAUUUUACAACAGAUCUUUUCGUUACGCAGAAAAUAAUUCCCGAAAUGCAUGAGCUUAUAGAAAUGUUCAAACCAGAAAUUAUUUGGUCAGAUGGUGAUUGGGAAGCUACCGAUUCUUAUUGGAAAUCAAAAGAAUUUUUAUCCUGGUUAUAUAAUGAAAGUCCUGUAAAAGAAACAGUUGUUGUAAAUGAUAGAUGGGGUAAAAAUAUUCCAUGUCAUCAUGGUGAUUUUUACACGUGUACCGAUCGUUUUAAUCCUGGAGUACUUCUUCCACAUAAAUGGGAGAAUUGUAUGACUAUCGAUAAAAAGUCUUGGGGCUUUCGUAGAAAUGCUGCUUUAGCAGAUUAUUUUACACUUAAUGAAUUAGUAAAAGAAUUGGUAACUACAGUAAGUUGUGGUGGAAAUUUAUUGAUGAAUGUUGGUCCAACUAAGGAUGGUAUUAUUUCUCCAAUAUUUGAAGAAAGAUUACGUGGAAUAGGUUCUUGGCUAAAAAUAAACGGUGAAGCUAUUUAUAAUACUAAACCAUGGAAAAUACAGAAUGAUACAUUAACAAGUAAUGUAUGGUAUACACAAAGUAAAGAUGAAAAAAGACUUUAUAUACUAAUUUUAGAAUGGCCAAAAGAAAGUAUAUUAUCUCUGGGUUCCUUACAAGUCCCAAAUAAUACCCAUGUAUCAUUGCUUGGCUUUAUAAAACAUCUUGAUUGGAAGCAAUCUGCAACUAAAUUCGUUGUGCAGUUACCAUAUGAAGCUCACAAAGGUGAACCAGGAUGGGUACUAAAAGUUGAACAGGAAUAAAAAAGUUAUAAUGCAGAUUUCUUUUAAAUAAUUUACAUAUGUAUUUAUUUCAUCAAAUUUUAUGUAAAUUUAUAUAUGAAUUAGAUAAAAAGCCUCUUUCCAUCACUUUUAUUUAUACAAUUAAAAUCUUGUA
Molecule: messenger RNA, 1995 nt
Organism: Polistes canadensis
Lineage: Eukaryota; Metazoa; Arthropoda; Insecta; Hymenoptera; Vespidae
Gene: Fuca
Product: alpha-L-fucosidase
Exons: 7
Coding region: 429-1862 (477 amino acids)
Biological process (GO): fucose metabolic process; glycoside catabolic process
Cellular component (GO): lysosome
Molecular function (GO): alpha-L-fucosidase activity
Source: RefSeq, a predicted model, not a curated record